Messenger RNA from Octodon degus (degu), 2062 nucleotides. RefSeq names its product family with sequence similarity 210 member B (gene Mims2). Gene Ontology annotation, cellular component: mitochondrion. The transcript has 3 exons. Lineage: Eukaryota; Metazoa; Chordata; Mammalia; Rodentia; Octodontidae. The coding region runs from base 46 to 621 and encodes 191 amino acids. The record is from RefSeq and is a predicted model, not a curated record.
ACCCCACGCCGGCUCUGGGAGGGCAGCAGCGCCUCGCUGCAUACCAUGGCUGGGCUCCUGGCGCUGCUGGGCCCGGCGGGCAAGGUGGGAGCCCGGCUCUGCCCCCGCGCCACCUGCCUCCUGGGUGCCGUCGUCCCCUGCGCCCCGCCGCCCCUAGCCCAGGUCCAGUUCCGGCCCGGCCCAGACGCACGGCUGCUCUACAUGGCUCGCGGGAACUUCCGCAGCCACCAGGAGCCCAGCAGAAUCGCCGAGACCUCAGGCAGCAAGGCCGGCAGCCCCGAGAGCAAGCAGAGCAAGGCACAGCAGCUGAAGAAGGUUUUCCAAGAGUACGGAGCCGUUGGUGUGUCACUGCAUGUUGGGAUCUCGUUAAUCUCCCUGGGCCUGUUUUACAUGGUUGUUUCAAGUGGCGUAGACAUGUCUGCAAUCCUGCUUAAACUCGGAUUUAAAGAGUCGCUGGUGCAGUCGAAAAUGGCAGCAGGCACGAGCACCUUCGUGGUGGCCUACGCAAUCCACAAGCUGUUUGCGCCCGUGCGAAUCAGCAUCACCCUGGUCUCUGUGCCCUUCCUUGUCAGAUACCUUCGGAAAGUGGGACUUUUUAAGCCUCCAGCUGCAAAACCUUGAGGAUUUGCAGGCACUGAAAACCUAGCUUGAGAGUGUACCAUGUGGACUGAUCAGGCUUGUGGGUUUUUCUGAGUGGAAGCAGGGAGCUAAUUGCUAUGUUCUCGUGGAUAAAGUUUACCUUUGCACCAAAAAUCAGGCUUUGAAUAAUUAUAAUUUGGGGUUGGUAAGUUUUCCCACCAUUCAGCGUAGGGCUAUGCACAUACUCUGAAGUGUCAGCCUCAUAAAGGAGGUAACAUCUCCGACUUGGACAGCCCACUUACAUGCUCUUUCUGGAAGAUCCAAGGUGAGGUCCCGUCUGCAAAAGCCCCCGAGGGUUCCCCAUGCGCAAGUUCUUUUAAGCCAAGGAUUCAUUUAGCUGCUUUUACGAUUCCCUUUCCACUGGUUUGUUGUCAGCAGCCUGCAGCUUAAUGUGCAAUAUUCGGUAAAAUAGCUGCCGGUGCUCCAAUUAAUGAAGCAGAAGUUAGCCACACGUGAUCAUAAGUAAAUUAGCACCAGCCCUCUGACAUUCACUGCCCUUGCUCUGGGGAAAGAAAAACAAGUAUUUCUUUGGCCCCUAAACCUUCCAAUCUGGACAUCUUUGAGCUUGAGAUGUUUUUUCUGAAAUUUCAUUGAAGUUGGGUCACUUGUCUCUGUUGACGUGAAAUAUGAAAACCUUGCCCAGUGGUAAUGUGGCUCUCGCCGUCAGCAUGCAUGCCGCAGAAAGGAAGAGCUAAAACAAUCCUAGCCCUUCUUGGACAAUCUUUAACUCUUGUUUCAAACUUCAGACAUUCCAGAGUUGUCACAAUGUUUACAUCGUGUCACUACUCGUGCUUCUAAACUGAGCCAAAAUUAUAUACGUGAAGAUUGGCGUGACUUCCCAGAAAGAAAAACUAGUAGCAUUUGUUAUAAAUGGAAGACAGCCAUGAGAGACUAUCCAGGCCGGGAAGAAAAGGAGACUGGCAGGUGGAAGCUGUCUCCCAAGCCACUGUCACCCCACAAAGGGCAAGUGUGUCGGGGAGGUGAGAAUUCAAGCAGAGACCCACCCCUCCGCCUGCCUCCUCAGCAGUGCGUUGAGCCUUGUCCUAGCCUUCUACACUCAGCUGAUCCAGCAUUUCUGCCUUCCCGAGGGCUGAGGGGGUCAUGUUUAUCUUCCUGGCUUGUAAUUCUAUCUUUAAAAUUAUUUCUGUGACAAUUAGAAACCUAAAGGAACCACCUACUAAGCUCCGGCUGUGCCCGCUAGUUAAACCCUAAUUAUCAUUGCCACUGGGUUAUCUCAACAGUUAAAAGGAUCUUUGUGGGACAGAUUCUCCAUUUGCAAGAUGACCUUGAAGCGGAACUAUUUUCUUUUAAACCUGCUGGUACACGGCCGAAAGCUUUUUACAGGUUUAUAGCUGGAACUGCCUUUCUGGGCUCCAAUUCCCAGGACAUUGUCAUGCUGUAUACAGUUCACGCUGUAUGCCUG